Messenger RNA from Triplophysa rosa, 620 nucleotides. It is a transcript of the gene cby1, whose product is annotated as chibby homolog 1 (Drosophila). The record is from RefSeq and is a predicted model, not a curated record. Lineage: Eukaryota; Metazoa; Chordata; Actinopteri; Cypriniformes; Nemacheilidae. The coding region runs from base 120 to 497 and encodes 125 amino acids. The transcript has 5 exons.
UUUCAUUGCAUACAUCGGGGCAUAAGCAGCGGUGUAAGUGUGGUUUUGUUUUUCCAAAGCAGAAGGCAACUAGCAACGGUGUUUAAACCUUAUGUUGACAAGUAGAACUGUUCUUCAAAAUGCCUUUUUUUGGCAACACAUUCAGUCCCAAAAAAACUCCUCCUCGGAAGUCUGCUUCUCUUUCUAAUUUACACACUUUGGAUCGGUCUACACGGGAGAUAGAAUUAGGUGUGGAGUAUGGAGCCCCAGUAAUGAAUAUUGGUGGCCAGAGCUUAACAUUUGAAGAUGGACAAUGGAUCUCAGAGUCGUCAGGUAAUGUAUCAGGAAAAGAGCUGCAGCGGUUGAAGAAGAGAAAUCUACAGUUAGAAGAGGAGAAUAAUCUUCUUAAGCUAAAAGUUGAGGUUCUUCUUGAUAUGCUUUCAGAAACAACAGCAAAAACACUUCUAAUACAGAAGGAACUUGAAGAUAUGAAGAGUAAUACUAGAAGAAGAAAGUGACAGAUGUGAAAACCCUUUUUAAAGAUCCCUUUUGUACCUUGUAAAGUGAUGUUCUAAUCUACACAAUUUAUUUGUUUGUGAUUCGAUUUUUGUAUUUUAAUUAAAUGUACAUUGUCUACUCUA